Penicillium soppii is the source of this 1449-nucleotide messenger RNA. RefSeq names its product dienelactone hydrolase. The record is from RefSeq and is a predicted model, not a curated record. The transcript has 3 exons. Gene Ontology annotation, biological process: polyketide metabolic process. Bases 1 to 1449 code for a protein of 482 amino acids. Lineage: Eukaryota; Fungi; Ascomycota; Eurotiomycetes; Eurotiales; Aspergillaceae.
AUGGCCAGCAUAUCGAUUAGCGCUCCAGGUUUGAGCAGCGGUGGAUUUCUCUAUAAUAAUGGCAAUAACAAUGCGCGACUAUGCAUUACAGCUGAGUCCGACGAUUUUGACAUGGAGAUCAUCAAGAGCUGGCAAGACGAAGGCUUCGAUGUCGUCUAUCUUCCCUACAAUGGCGGUGGGAAGGACUACGGGAGAAGGCUUCUUUCUGUAAAGGAGGGACUCGGUGUAGGCGAAAAUUACGGCGUGAUUGCUUUCGGUGAUGCCGCAAAUUACUGCCUCGAUUUUUAUAUCAACUCCAUAAAUGCCAGCCGCCUCUGUGCCCUGGUGGCUUAUUACCCGACCCUGAUUCCAGAUACCAGAUCGCGAUUCCCUCUCUCGCUCCAAGUCCUCGUCCAUUUGGCCGGCGAAACGGUCGAUGUCAUGGUCCAGCCAGUAGCGCUCGGUAUACAGGGAAAGAAGCGCCGCCAGUCGCGGCCGAUAAACGCCGGUGUUGGAACUGGCGAGCGUUUAGACCUGGCAUAUCCCGCGUUCACGUAUGAUAAUGCCGUACCUGGAUUCGCAGAGUCUGAUGUGGAUGAAUACGAUCAUCUCUCCGCGGAUCUGGCGUGGACGCGGACAUUGAAAGUGCUCCGGAAGGGGUACUCGCGCGAUCCAGAUCUAGAACGGCGAUUGGAGGAUCAUGUGGAAGCCAAGUUCUUCUCCUCGGAUGUCAAAAAGACAAUGGACGGAUAUGUCCGAGAUAAAACACCAGGUGUCACAUAUACACCAACAAUCAGUGGUGGAGUCGGCAAAAAGGCUCUGCGUCAUUUCUACGAAAACUUCUUCAUUGGCAAACUCCCCGCAUCAAUGCGACUCCGUCUUCUCUCUCGCACCACAGGCCCAGACCGCAUCGUGGACGAGCUUUAUGUAAGCUUCGAACAUACCCAAGAAGUCCCAUGGAUUCUCCCAGGUGUGCCACCAACAAACAAGCGCGUCGAGAUUAUCCUUGUGAGUAUCGUCAGCAUGCGCGGUGGUCGCCUCUACUCCGAGCACGUAUACUGGGAUCAAGCCAGCGUUCUUGUGCAAGUCGGACUCAUAGAUCCGAAACUCCUCCCUCAUGGAGUUCAAGGCGUUGACCGACUCCCUGUUGUCGGCCGCGAAGCCGCACGCCGAAUCCUCCAUGAGGAUACGGAGCUUGAGCAGGAAGAUUAUCACAACAAGAUGAUUAAGCGGGCUCGCGCGCGUGCGCGCAGAAAUCAGAACUUGAGUUCGCGUGCUUCGCAGGCUGCUGAAGAUUCUGGGACAGAGUUCCAGAGCGAGGCUGGACGGUCUUUGCCUGAUAGAAGUCGGAAUAAGGGGAAGAGUGUUCAGCAGCCCAGUCAGGCGGACCAGGAGGAUGAGGGUGCUGAGACGGAGACGGAGUCGAAUGUGGCAGCUAGGUCGGAGGCGGGCGAGAAUGGGAAGCAUUAG